AUGCCGCAUUCUGUAACUCAAAAACGCACGAUUUCUUCCCUCAGACACGAAAAAGAACAGCUCAAGAAGGUGCUAGAAGGCAAGUCUCCCUCUAUUUUCACAUUCAAACGCAUCGAUCUACAAUCAUGUCCUCCAGGCCUCCAGAAGGAUGCUGACACAUUGUGUCAAAACCAUGUCCAAGAGCAAAUUCCAUGGCCACAGGGUCGUGCAGAUUGUCUCAAUUGUGGCUUCUGUCUGAUGGAGGAAAUGAGCAUUACGAAAGAAGAUAUGAACACUGUACAAGAAUCCAUUCGAUCUGCCCUACGCGCAAAUAUUGGGGGGCCAUACCUUAAAGGCAUGAUAAGAUACAAUGCCAUCGACAUUGACAUGCUCAAAAUAAUUCAAGAUGAAAUCCUUAUCGAGCAUGCUUGGAUCAAACAGAAUUAUGAAGAAAGCUGGCCUAUUCCAGUGCUAAUCAAGACAGCGAUAGAGAAUCAUAAAACAAAUAAUACUGCCAUAGAUAAUGUUGCCAUUGAGAGUGACACUGAACUGGGCAACUGCGGAAAUGACCCCACCAAAUCAGACGAAGAAUUGGAUGACAGCCACACUAAAUUUGAUGGGAGCCACACUCAAUCAGACGAUGACCAAAUCGAAUCAGAUGAUUACCAUGCUAAGGCUGUGGGAAACCAAGGGAUUACUGGAAAAGUGCGAGGGAAAGAACACAAAAUUCCAUCAAGAAUCCGCUUGCAUCUCCCUUCAAAGAACAAAUACAUUGAUGAUGCUCUCACGGAUGAAGACAUCGAUCCUCUUCCUAAGCACAAGUAA
This is a messenger RNA of Cantharellus anzutake, 804 nucleotides long. RefSeq lists its product as uncharacterized. The coding region runs from base 1 to 804 and encodes 267 amino acids. The transcript has 7 exons. Lineage: Eukaryota; Fungi; Basidiomycota; Agaricomycetes; Cantharellales; Hydnaceae. The record is from RefSeq and is a predicted model, not a curated record.